Messenger RNA from Didymodactylos carnosus, 2340 nucleotides. The record is from the annotation of a GenBank genome assembly. NCBI's taxonomy places the organism in Eukaryota, Metazoa, Rotifera, Eurotatoria, Philodinida, Philodinidae.
AUGACGGGAAAUUCUCGUGGAAAAACGAGUGUAUUUGUACAAUAUGUUUAUCUAACAUCGUCACCGUUGUGUGAUUUAAAUUUUAUUGAAUUGAAUCAACAUUGUCCAUAUGGUAUCGAAUUAAAUCAAUAUAAUUUCAACAACUAUUACAAAUAUUGCAAUAUCAGUCCACCAUCACCUACAUUGGAAACAUUCGAUAAUUUUCAUAGUCAAGUUUAUCAAAAAGUAUUCAUUUUAAUUGCUGUUGGUCUAGUAUCAUUUCUGUUGGCUUAUUUACAACACUUAUGUUUUAACAUAUCGGCUAAACGUCAAAUAAACAAUAUACGAAUUAAACUAUUUCAAACAAUAUUGAAUAAACAUAUGUCCUAUUUUGAUACACACAAAACUGGCGAACUGUCGACGUAUUUGUUCGAAUAUGAACAACAUUUGGAUACAGCCAAAAUAGCCAAUAGAAGAAAAGGAUUUGUGUUUGGCUGUUUCUUGGGUAUACUCUAUUUCAGUUUAUAUUUCGCACGUGCAUUAGGACUUUAUUUUGGAAUAAAAAUUACAAAUAAUGUGAGUGAUAUUCUUGUUGUGAUUACGAGUAUUGUUGAUGGUGUUUUUUAUUUUGGAUCAAUCGCACCGUUUACGCAAUCAGUGAUCGAGUCAAUGGAAAAUCAAUGUGAAACAAAGUUUAAUGACGGAUUGACUAAUUUUGGCAAUAGUGACAUAGACUUUGUUAAUGUACAAUUUUCAUAUCCUUCACGACCUACUGUGAAUGUACUACGCAAUUUUAAUAUGACUAUUCGUCAAGGAGAAAAAGUUGCUUUGGUAGGACGCAGUGGUUGUGGAAAAAGUACGUGUAUUCAGUUGCUGCUACGCUUCUAUGAGCCAACAUCGGGAACAAUUAGAAUCGAUGGUUGUCCGAUUACAAAAUACAACAUCAAAUGGCUAAGACAACAAAUCGGCGUUGUUAGUCAGGAACCUAUUCUGUUUGCCACAACAAUCUAUGAGAACAUUCUCUACGGAAGUGACAAUAAAAGUAAAAUAUCAUUAAGCGAAAUUCAAGAAGCAGCAAAAGAAGCAAAUGCACAUAAUUUCAUUAUGAAACUGCCUAAUAAAUACAACACGUUAGUUGGAGAACGUGGAAUACAUUUAUCAGGCGGUGAAAAACAGCGGAUUGUUAUUGCGCGUGCGCUGAUCAAUAAUCCGAAAAUUCUUAUAUUAGAUGAAGCAACGAGUGCUUUAGAUAAUGAAAAUACAUAUCUUGUUCAAGAUGCUUUGGAUCGUGCAUGCAAAGAUCGAACAAUCAUCAUAAUUACACAUCGUCUAACGACAAUACGAAACGCUGAUCGUAUUUACGUUAUCGACAAGGGACAAAUAGUGGAACAAGGUACACAUAAUGAAUUAAUGUCAGAUAAUAGUGGACCAUAUUACAACUUGGUUCAAACACAUAUUAUUGAUGAGAACAAUGAACCUGAACAGGAACAAGAAGAUGAAAGUAAGCAUGACGAACUAGUACAUAAACUCUACUCGCAUAUAUUAAAAACAUGUACCAAUAACAAAAGACAACAACAGAAAAAUAUUCUAUUUUAUUGUGGUAUGUUUGCUGUACUGGCUGUUCUACUACUUGUUUUGAAAAUACUACAAAAUAUAUGCUUUGCUAUAUCCGGUUCAAAUCUGACAAAACGUUUACGAAUCAAAUUAUUUCAGUGUAUGUUACAACAGGAGGUGGCCUGGUUUGACAAAGAAGAAAAUUAUACGGGCGCUCUGUGUCAACGUUUAUCAUCGGAUGCAUUAACAGUCCAAGAUUUAGCAAUUGAGGCAAUUCAGAAUGUCCGAACAGUUGUACAAUUGACAAAAGAAGAUAAUUUUUUGUCAAAGUAUUCGCUGUUGAUACAACAAUCGUACAAGUUACAAGACAUGGGCGGAUCACUAACGGCAAUACAAAGUUGCAUGCAUUUAUUUGAUCGACAACCGUCGAUUAAUAAUUGUUCAACACACGGCAAGACAACUGCAUAUUUCAAUGGUGAUAUCCAGUUUGAUUCUGUUCAAUUUCGUUAUCCUGAACGUCCGCAGGCAAUAAUUCUAGAUAAAUUUCAAUUAAAUAUUGAACACAGGCAACGUAUAGCUCUAGUUGGACCAAGUGGCUGUGGAAAAUCAACAAUUGUACAGCUCAUCGAACGUUUCUACGAUGUCAACAAAGGAAAUUUGCUGUCGGGAGGUGAAAAACAACGGAUUGCCAUUGCUCGUGCACUUCUUCGUAGACCAAAAAUUUUAUUAUUAGACGAAGCAACAAGUGCAAUGGAUAGACAAAAUGAAACGGUUUGCUAUUUUUCGUGCUGUAUUACCGGCACGUGA